CUUUGGAAUUAAACAAAAAGUGAAAAAACAACCUUACUAUAUUUUUGUCUUCUCGUUUACCUUUUCUAGAUCCUCCCAUCUCCCUCUUUGUCUUGUUAUUUUCUCCCUUUUCUCUCCCCUCUGAGUGUUGAAAAGUUUCCCUCUUCGGCUUGUUAUUUUGUCCCUUGAUACCCUCUCCCCCAUCGGAAAGUUGCCCCUGUGUGGCUGUUUCUGCCCCCAGGAUUGAAGCAUGAACACUGGGACGUUCACAGGCUCGGGCCCCCUGUCCUGGGCCGUGUACCUGAUGAGGAAGGGCCGGACGAGCGGCGCACUCUUUGACCCCGCCCCCGGCCGGCGGUACACACCCCCCUCCACCACGCUGGCCUCGGGGGGGAAGAUGGCCGAGGCGCUGCCUCUGGGCGCCGCGCAGGACAACGCCGGAGGCGGGUCUUCACUGGCGGGGAAACUACGCCUGGCUGAGCGCGGCAUGGUGGAGGUGAUCUCGGACCAUCCAGGUGAGCUGGUGAAGACGGACAGUCCUAACUUCCUGUGCUCCGUGCUGCCGACACACUGGAGGUGCAACAAGACGCUGCCCAUCGCCUUCAAGGUGGUUGCCCUGGGUGACACACCUGAAGGCACCUUGGUAACGGUGAUGGCGGGAAACGAUGAGAACUACUCAGCCGAGCUUCGCAACGCCACAGCCGCCAUCAAGAACCAAGUGGCCAGAUUCAACGAUCUGCGCUUUGUCGGCCGCAGCGGACGAGGGAAGAGUUUCACUCUUACCAUCACCGUAUUCACCAACCCUCCUCAGGUGGCCACAUACCAGAGAGCCAUUAAAAUCACAGUGGACGGUCCGAGAGAGCCACGACGUCACCGUCAGAAGAUGGACGAAGUCAAACCUGGCUCCCUGGCUUUCUCCGAGCGGCUAACAGAGCUGGAACAGCUGAGACGGGGCUCGAUGAGGGUGACGCCCCCUCACCACCAUCACCAUCAACACUCGGCCAACACUCGCCAAUCUGCAGCACUGAACUCCGCCCCCUUCUCCAGCCCGACACACGCUCAGAUAACUGCCGACUCCAGACAGAUGCAGUCAUCUCCGUCCUGGUCCUACGACCAAUCGUAUCCCUACCUUGGCCAGAUAACCACGCCCACCGUCCACACAGCCAAUCCCCUCUCGCCUGGUCGAUCCUCGCUCAGUGACCUGUCUUCACGACUCUCAGGUCCUGAGCUCACAGCAUUUGGCGACCCAAGGAUGACGUUAGAACGACCUUUCCCCUCCCUGCCUGACUCGCGUUUCUCCGGCCACGCCCCUCUUUUCACCUCACAGCUUUUACACUUCCACCCUCCCUCCACAUGCCACCCAUACCACACUUACCUCCAUUCCAUAACACUUCACACCCCAGAAGAUAAUUCCAGUCCAGCCCUCCACCACCUGUACUACUCCACCGCCGCCGGCUCCUACCAGUUCUCUAUGAUGGCUGGGGGGGCCAGCGGCGACUCACGCUCCCCGCCAAGGAUCUUGCCACCCUGCACCAACGCCUCCACAGGCUCCGCUCUCCUGCACCCCUCGCUGCCCAAUCAGAACGAAGUAGUCGGUGUGGAGGUGGAGUCCAGCCACAGCAGCUCACCAACCAACAUGGCCGCAGCUGAAGCUGUCUGGAGACCGUACUGAACCCCUAACCCUGCAGAUCGUACUGAACCCCUAACCCUGCAGACUGUACUGAACCACUAACCCUGCAGACCGUACGGAACCCCUAACCUUGGAGACCAUUCUGAACCCCUAACCCUGGAGACUGUACUGAAGACCUUACCCUGGAGACCGUACUGAACCCCUAAUCCUGGAGACUGUACUGAAGACCUAAUCCUGCAGAUCAUACUGAACCCCUAACCCUGGACUGAACAUCUAACCAACUGAAACCCAACAGAAACCCGGGAGAACCUCACUGGCCCCAACCUCAACGAUCCAACAUGGCGCUCUAUGUAUAUUGUUUCUUAUUAAUAAAAUGGUUGAGUGAUUUCCCCAAAAAGCUGAUGGAAGAUAUAUCAGGUACAGUCAGUGUUGGUUUAUGUGUGCACAUGGGACUUAUAUAUAAGAAAAAUAUUGAAUAUUUACAGAUUUAUCCUUCAAGAGAGAGUCUGGGUGUGUUUCAUACACACCGGUUGUUGCAUGUGAGACAAAAGAUUGUCCUAUGUUUGACCUGAGAGAAACCCUCCGGCAGUCCAGUUGGUAUGGUCUCACCCUAUCCCGGCUCAUAGUCAGCUUUUCUCAGCUUCAUUUCACUGUAAAGACCGCUAAACUUAACUGUCAUGUGACCGGCCGGCAGUCGCUUAAUUUUGUAGGAUAUCAUACAAAUUGUUGUAUCAUGGGAAUGCGGUUACAGUGAGAAGGGAGGAAAUGUCGGGACACAUGCUACUAUCAGUUAGCAGUGAUGUUAAUUGUCACCUAUCGAUGCAGUUCCCUAGGUGUUCCUUGGGUAAACUGCAUCUCAGGAAGUCUGCUGACUCAUUAUUUUUUUAUAUAUGUGCACUGAUAUUUGGGAAAACUUUACGUCAUCACUUGACCAGGACAAGUGAGUCAUCCUGAUAAAAAGCCGUGACUGGACCUAACAGAGGAGCUUCUACUGAAUGGAAGCACUCCGUACGGACAAACGGAGGUUUUACAGACCGAUAAAUGGAGGUUUUACGAACCGGUAAACGGAGGUUGUACACUGACAAAGCGCAUGCAGCAGCACUGGACUGAUCUAGAGUCAGCUUCCUUUGUAAAAUAACAUGAAUAUUGUUGAUGUUAAUGUAGUGUACAGAUGAUUAUGACGGCCUGUUUGUGUUUAUCUGUCCAUCUUUCCAUGGUUUAUUUUAACUCUUGGGUGAUAUUUUUUACUAAACUCAGCCCAAAACAAAGAUACACGAUGACUUCAUUCACUUUGGGCCCAAAUCAAACAAAAAUGGUGACAUAAUAAACCAAAAAUUCAGUCGAUUUAUUCCUUAUUUAUUACAGACAGUCUGAACUAGACUGUCCACAGCGACAAACCAUUACAGCAUGGAGUUUUAUAAAAUGCUUUAAUUUAUUCCUACAAUACCAUUUGUUGGUAGCAUUUUAAGUAUGUGUGUUGAUCUGUACUGUAUAUAACCAUAAAUUAUACCUGCAUAUGGUCAUGUUUUCAUCCUCUCUCUCUCGUUGUCUCUCUCACACAAUAAUUUAGUUUUCAUGUUGUUGAUGUUCCACAUCUGGUUUUGAUGAAUAUAAACCUUCUUACAAAGAAAAUA
Messenger RNA from Perca fluviatilis (European perch), 3243 nucleotides. Its product is annotated as runt-related transcription factor 1-like. The record is from RefSeq and is a predicted model, not a curated record. Gene Ontology annotation, biological process: regulation of cell differentiation; neuron differentiation; hemopoiesis. NCBI's taxonomy places the organism in Eukaryota, Metazoa, Chordata, Actinopteri, Perciformes, Percidae. Gene Ontology annotation, cellular component: nucleus. Gene Ontology annotation, molecular function: ATP binding; RNA polymerase II cis-regulatory region sequence-specific DNA binding; DNA-binding transcription factor activity, RNA polymerase II-specific.